Molecule: messenger RNA, 1209 nt
Organism: Nasonia vitripennis (jewel wasp)
Lineage: Eukaryota; Metazoa; Arthropoda; Insecta; Hymenoptera; Pteromalidae
Gene: ATPsynB
Product: ATP synthase, H+ transporting, mitochondrial F0 complex, subunit B1
Exons: 3
Coding region: 95-811 (238 amino acids)
Biological process (GO): proton motive force-driven ATP synthesis
Molecular function (GO): proton transmembrane transporter activity
Source: RefSeq, marked validated
GGUUCUCCUUCUUCUAGUCUCAGACUCCUCGGGUCUCCAUAUCCGUAGAGAAAAAACGAAAGGCAUUACCUUUGCCGUAAUAAAAGUUAAAAACAUGUUGUCGCGACUUGCUGCACGCAAUGCUCAAAAAUGGUCCUCCUUGGCAUCUAUAAGAUGCCAACCAUUCUCAGCUUCGGCAUCCGAAUUUGAAAGGCCUGUUCGACCAGAAUAUCCAUCUCCAGUGCGUCAUGGAUUUAUUCCAGAAGAAUGGUUCACAUUCUUCUACCCAAAAACUGGAGUAACAGGUCCUUAUGCUUUCGCUGCUGGAGUUUCUACCUACUUAUUAUCGAAGGAAAUCUAUGUCUUAGAACACGAAUUUUACAGUGGAUUGUCACUUGCCAUUGUUUUGAUCUACGGUAUCAAAAAAUUUGGACCAUCUGUUGCUGCAUUUCUUGACAAAGGCAUCGAUCAAUUGGAGAAUGAACUGGAAUCAGGAAGGACUAUGCAAAUUGAUACCUUGAAGGAGUUGAUUGAACAUGAAAAGAAGGAGCAAUGGAGAACUGACAGCCAAAAAAUGAUUAUGGAUAUCAAAAAAGAGAACAUUGCUAUGCAAUUGGAGGCUGCAUACAGAGAACGUCUGGCUCACGUUUACUCCGAGGUAAAGAAGCGUUUGGAUUACCAAGUACAAAUUCUGGACGUUGAGCGCAGACUGUCUCAAAAGCAUAUGGUACAAUGGAUUGUAGAUAGUGUGAAGAAGGCGUUUACACCUGAGCAAGAAAAGGCAGUACUUUCGCAGUGCAUCAGUGACCUCCAAGCUCUUCAAAAAGCUUAAAUAAAAUGUUUAUUUGUUAUAAAUUAAUUACGAUCAGAAUGAGUAAAUUAGAAAUUUAAAAAACUGUAAAAAAUGUCAUUUAGUCUACUUUAAUACCUGCACCGAACCUCCUAUAUUAAAUAUUUAAAUAACACAAAACUUAGAAUGCUUUGAACUUAUAAAGUUAAUUCAGUUUAGAAGAAAUAUGAUAUUUCUAUCUUAUAGAGAUAUUUUUCUUCGUAUAAAAUUCUUUUACUGUCAUUGCUUUUAUAACUAUAGCUGAGGCUAUGGCCAUUUGAGAAAAUUAAGAUAAAAAGUUUUAAAUAACUAUUAAAUGUAAUGAUCUAUGAAUAAUGGCGAAAUUGUAUCAAUUAUUCAAUAAAAAUGAAUUAUAUAUAUAAAUUAAAUGGUAAAAAAUA